Molecule: messenger RNA, 1380 nt
Organism: Striga asiatica
Lineage: Eukaryota; Viridiplantae; Streptophyta; Magnoliopsida; Lamiales; Orobanchaceae
Source: the annotation of a GenBank genome assembly
UACCUUAUCCCUGAUCCAUCUCAUAGCUGGGCUCAUUUUCCAAGCCCAUUGGUUGCCUCUCCCAUAUUUUUUUGCGAAAAGUUAGAUGAGUGAAAUUCCAGCCUUGGAGCUGCAGCAAUCCCAAUCGUAUAUUUAACGCCAGUCGAUAUAUUCAAAAAAUUAUCAUCUCAUCACAUAAAUAAAAAUCCCAAAAAUACCAUCCCCAUUUUCAGAGCUUCUCGCCAUGGCCAAGGUUAUCGUCGACUCGGAGUACCUGAAGGAGAUCGAGCGAGCUCGCCGCGAGCUUCGCGCUCUCAUCGCCAACAAAAACUGUGCUCCAAUUAUGCUGCGUUUGGCAUGGCAUGACGCGGGGACUUAUGAUGUGAACACGAAGACUGGAGGUCCGAAUGGUUCGAUUCGAAAUGAAGAGGAGUGCGCUCACGGAGCUAACAGUGGCUUGAAAAUCGCGAUCGAUUUCUGUGAACAAGUGAAGUCUAAAUGCCCAAGAAUUACGUAUGCAGAUCUGUAUCAGCUUGCAGGCGUUGUCGCCGUUGAAGUCACUGGAGGCCCGACAAUUGAUUUUGUUCCUGGUAGAAAGUUACAUUCCGUCCAUCCAUUGGCUUGUAUUUUAGUUUCAUCGACAGAAAUCUUAGUGGUAGCCACCUCAUGUUUCUUUCAGGAUUCAAAGAUUUCUCCAAAGGAAGGGCGGCUUCCAGAUGCUACUAAAGGCGUGCCACACCUUCGGGAGGUGUUCUAUCGUAUGGGCGUGUCUGAUAAAGACAUAGUGGCACUGUCUGGUGGCCACACCCUGGGAAGGGCACAUCCUGAGAGAUCUGGCUUUGAUGGCCCUUGGACUGCAGAGCCACUGAAGUUUGAUAAUUCAUACUUCAAGGAAUUGCUUAAGGGGGAAUCUGAGGGUUUGCUAAAACUCCCAACUGAUGUUGCAUUGCUGGAUGAUCCUGAGUUUAGACGUUAUGUUGAGCUUUAUGCUAAGGAUGAAGAUGCUUUCUUCAAAGACUAUGCUGAAUCACACAAAAAACUUUCCGAAUUAGGGUUUACCCCAGCCCAAUCUGGUGCAAAGGCAUUCGUGAAAGAUGGCACCAUAUUGGCCCAGAGUGCCGUUGGAAUUGCAGUUGCCGCUGCAGUUGUGGUCUUGAGUUACUUUUAUGAAGUUCGGAAGAAGAUGAAUUAAGCCGAAAACGUGUAUGCAUUUAUUUGUUUGCAUGUCUCGUUCGAUUCUGAACAAUAUAUUUGUAAUUGUUGCAACUCCAAAAAUAAAACACAUUUGGAGCUUUAUUGAUUACAAAACUGAAUGAUUGAGUCAGAAAGUCCCUGCCCUUAUGGAGGUGAUUUGGGCUUGUGGCUAAUGAGGUGUGACUUUUGCUUUGCACUCUUUGACNC